This is a messenger RNA of Drosophila mauritiana, 6936 nucleotides long. RefSeq lists its product as uncharacterized. NCBI's taxonomy places the organism in Eukaryota, Metazoa, Arthropoda, Insecta, Diptera, Drosophilidae. Gene Ontology annotation, biological process: intracellular signal transduction; G protein-coupled receptor signaling pathway; regulation of G protein-coupled receptor signaling pathway. Bases 920 to 4750 code for a protein of 1276 amino acids. The record is from RefSeq and is a predicted model, not a curated record. The transcript has 11 exons.
GAAGGCCCAACUAGAAGAAGAAUAGAAGAACUCUGUAUUUUGCAAUCGCACAAUUGGAAUUUCGAAUCGAUUUAUAUAGUGUUGUGUGUUCCUUGCGGUUCGUGGUGUGCUGCAUUUUCGGAAGAUGCCUGGUUUUUUCUUUUUGUUUAGUGAGAUUUUCUCCUAUUUUUUUAUCAAUUUCGGUGAGAGUGCUGUGCAACGAAAGGGAAUACGCAAAAACGAUUUUUUGUAGAAAGUCGCGAGAGUCCCCGAAGGAGAAGGCCAUACAUAGAAACGAAAAGGAGAAGGAAAAGCGAAAACGAAGCAAAGGCAGCGCAAUAAGGUUUUCACCUGCACACACCGCCUUUAAAGUCCUGACACUGAAUACCCGCCAUUUGGAGGCCAUGAAAGCGGGCUAUUUAUGGAUCGAAUAAGUAAAAGGAGUCCCAAUCAAUUUAAACACCAGUUCAGCAUCUUGCGGUGGUUGCUACAGCAAGCUGGCCGAGAAGAGGGCACUCCACAAGGGCUUCGCCGGCGAUAGGCGAUACUAGGGGGCGUCACUUUUAACGGAAAGAAAGGAGAAGCCAACCCGAACGAACCAUGAAACAUUCAAAUAUUUCCAUACACAAGGACAUGAUGGAAUUCGGGUAACUAAAACCGAGAGCAACGCACAAAAUUAGAAGUAGGAACACAUUCACCGAAUACUUCAUUCAGCGGUUAUAAAUCGCGCUAAAGAUCAUGAAGCGAACGGAUACAUCCGGAACGCGUAAAUGAAAGCACACUUCCGAACGAAGCAACUUUGAUAUAUAUCAACCAAACCGAACUGUUCCCAGCGGAUCAGUAAGAACCAGGACGAACAGGAGGACGAGGAGGAGGGGGACGAGGCCGAAGGGCCAGAGACGGCAGCCAAAUCGCGGCCGCGCCAGCGGGCACAGCGGUCAUGGAACCACCCGGCGGAGUGCCGCCGGACAGGGAUCGGCAGCUGGUGCUCCGUAAUCAGUCGGCGGCCCUCGUGCCCGUGGUCGUAUCCGCACCAGCCACGGGAACGGGUGCAACCACGCCCAACCCGCAGCCACCGGCACAGGCCCAGUUGUCCCUGGUGCCCAGCAAGCCAACCAGUCUGAGUCUUCAGCCGCAUGCCGUGCUCCACGCCAUGCAACAGUUGUCGCCGUCGGCGGGUGGCAACAACAAUGCCAGUAGCACCGCCGCCACCGCCACGAGCAGCAGCAGCGGGAACGCGAACAGCGGCAGCAGUCCCGCCCUAGCCUCCACCGCCACGGCCAUAUCGGCCACCACGCAGGCAGCCACUGCCUUCAGCGGCAGCUCGGUGGGUCACCACCACCUGCAGCACCACCACCAGCAUACGCAUCCGCAUGCCCCACAGCAGUCACAGUCACAGCCACAGCCGCAGCACCAGCUCCAGCAACCGCAUCCGGCCAGUGUGCCGAGUGCAGCGCCACAAAGCCACCAUCACGGCUCCAUAUCUGUCAGUGGGUCAGGCGGUGGACUACUCGGCUCCAGCGGCGGCAGUGGCAACCAACAGCAGGCCAUCGAGAAGCUAUCACGACCCAUGGCUUUCGAUAAGAUGGAAAUGCUGGUGCGGGAGAUGCAAGAUCAGGAACAUGGCGUGCCUGUGCGACAGCAGAAGAUGUUCCUGACUUCCAUACCAUAUGCGUUUAUGGGAUACGAUCUAAUUGAAUGGCUGAUGGAUCGCCUGCAAAUCGAGGAGUCGGAGGCCCUCAACAUUGCUAACCAACUGUGUCUGCACGGCUACUUCUUUCCGGUCAACGACUCAAAGACGCUGACCGUGAAGGACGACUCGUCGCUGUAUCGGUUCCAAACGCCCUACUAUUGGCCCUGGCAGCACAAGGCGCCGGAUAACGUGGAGUACGCCAUCUAUUUGGCCAAGCGAUCGCUGCGCAACAAGCAGCGCCAUGCACUGGAGGACUACGAGGCGGAGGCACUGGCCUCGCUGCACAAGAACCUGAAGGGCAAGUGGGACUUCAUCUCGAUGCAGGCCGAGGAGCAGGUGCGUCUGGCCAAGGAGCGCAAGAAAGGUGACAAGAUCGUGGGAGACUCGCAGGAACGAGCUUACUGGAGAGUUCACCGUCCACCACCUGGCCAGUUCACUCCGUUGGAGCCCUGUCCAGUGCCUUCGCGCGAUCGUCAGGGCCUCAAGCCCAAUAAAAAAAAGACUGUCGAUGACAUGCAGCGCGACGUUGACUACUUGGGCAAGUCGCUGAAUCGGACGCGGAUGAAGAUGUCGCAGGCCUGCGAGUCGCUCGUUUGCUACUCGGAGACAUUCUCCGAAUACGAUUUCUUUCUGCAGCCGGCACUGCCCUCCAAUCCAUGGGUGACGGAGGAUAUUGCCUUCUGGCAGCUGAACAACACCUUUGUGGACAUUCCCACAGAGAAGCGCGUCAAGCGGUGGGCCAUCUCCAUCGAGGAGCUCGUCUCCGAUCCCACUGGCCUGCAGGAGUUUACCGGCUUCCUGGAGAAGGAGUACUCGCACGAGAACAUCCGCUUCUGGAUAGCAGUCAAUCGAUUGCGCCGUUCCGCCCACUCCCAAGUGGCGCGAAAGGUCAACGAAAUCUACGAGGAGUUUUUGAAGCCCGGCGCACCGUGCGAGAUUAAUAUUGAUGGCAAGACCAUGGAGAGCGUGCUCAAGGGCCUGAAGAAUCCAUCGCGGUUCACUUUUGACUCAGCAUCGGAGCACAUAUACAUGCUGCUGCUGAAGAAGGAUUGCUACCCGAGAUUCAUACGGUCGGAGCACUACAAACGCCUGCUGGACACCGGCAUACAGCCGUCGUACAAGAAGCGCUUUUUCAACUUUGGCGGCGUGAGCGGUGCCAAGAAGAAAAUGACAGCCGCGCUGAGUAGCCAGCCGAAUCUGGGGGAUGCGGCCAAGGGACCCAGCGGCACAUCCGCCGGCAGCUCCAUGAUGCAGGCUCCACCACCCGGAAAUCUCGCCCGUCGUCGUGGCAGCGAUCGCAGCCUCACGGGCUCCGCCCACGAGCUGGCCGUGAUCGGUGUGAACAAGGAUGCCGGCUCCAAGGUACCGCACUCUCAUUCCCAGAGUAAUCUCAGCGAAAUCCCCUUCAGUAGCGAUUCAAUUUAUCGAGGCGAUAUGCCACAGCGCCACAUGGCGAUCAUGGAUAUUGGGAUAUAUGCGGCUUACGGGAAUCGCGAAAGUAGUUUGCAGGCACUUCCAGAAACGCCAAAGACGAAGACCACCGUCCUCGAUGCCACGGAGUCCACAUCGUCGUCCACGGCUCUGGCUGCGGCGGCCAGCAGUGCCGUCUGCCCGUGGGAUGACCCAGCCGAAUCAGUACCGCCGCCGCCGGCGGCGCAAGUGAAGCUAUCCGUGUGUCCCUGGGAACUGGAUAGUGCCACAGAGACGCCGGCAACGGCUCCAGCAGGUGGAGCAGGAGCGUCGAAGAUCCUAAGUUCCACCGGGCAGCCAAUGCGAUUAAAUAGCACUUCCUCGGACAACAGCGAUGUGAAUGAUCGAAUGCAGCGCAAUUUGGGCAUUCGCCAUCAGAACACCGUGGACAGCGGCGAAGCAGGCAUAAAGCGUCUGAUUCCCAACAUUCCGGAGCAGCGUCGGGCGUCAGUCUCAUUUACUCCAAGCCCCACUCCGGAUUUCCAGCUAGGACGCACUCCAACGACGACCUCCUCACCAACUGUGGCGCCCAGCAGCUCCACUCCGCUGCAGGCACGCAGUGCUGUGUACGGCAGUGGCCAAGGCAUCGCCAAAGAUCCGCCAUCUGGCUCGGAUGUCGAUGCGGAAUUGGAGGAGGAACUGAACAAAAUAUCCCUGGGCGAGUCCUCGACAUCGGAGCCGCCGCUUCUAGUAGUACCCACCCCCGAACAGACCCCGCCGCCCAUAACGAAGAUCACGCCACCACCGGGAGAAAGCGAGAAUCAGGCGGAUCAGGUGGUCGAUUCGACCGAGAUCCCGGGAAGCUCCUGUUCAAUCCAAGGCAACCAGCUAGGCGAGGCCACGGCGCCUGUGACCACGGUCAAGGAGGUCCAAAUCGAGCUGAUCGAGCAGGGCAGUGUUGUCCAAACAGAGCCAGGUAGUCCGCCCACCAUUAAGGUCCUGGUGCUAGAGGCAACUACGCCCGUGUCCGCUGAAACCCCGGCAGCAGAGCCAGGCGAGGAUCUGGCAAAGAUGGCCACCACGACCAACACCACCACCAUCACCACCGAGGAUCAAGCAGUGCGGGCGGACGAUGCAGAAAGAGACGCUGAAAUCGAGCAGACGGUUCUGGACGAGCUUUCACCAACCACCGACGAGUACCAGGAGGGACUGCAGUUUGGCGAUGCCAAGGAUGCAGUGGACGACUUCGAUAGCAUAGACAUUGGCUAUAUACCGCCAGCACCCACCCCUGCGCCCUCCAUGGCGCCCCUGGCCGAACUGGACGUGGACACCGUGGACGACGAGCCGUGCGAACCGGCCGCUCCUCCUCCUCCUUCCCAUUCUGCUCCGCCCAGCAGCAGCAGCAGGGAACUGGUGAUGGCCUCCGGCUCGGCUACGGCCACACCCACAUCCAGCAACGAGGAGGCGCGUAAGCGGCGCAAGAAGCGAAAUUCCGAGGGCAAGAAACUUAGCUCGCAGGACGAAAAGGACAAGGAUGCGCGCGAAAGGGCCGGCGGCAGCAGCAUGGAUGCAGCUGACCACAAUGCGGUGUGUCCCUGGGAAGACGAGAACGUCAGCACCAACGACGGCACCUUCGUGAAGACAUACGCCACACUGGGAUACUUAUGAAUAAAGCCCAAUCUGUUCAAGACGGUGGUCAACAAGUUGCUGAAAAGGAAGCCAUUGAAGAAGUAGGGCCAGGCCUGGGUAGCUAAGUUUAUUAUACGGAGGGAGUAUCUAUUAUAAUACGUACACAUGCAAACAUAUUAUGUAAAUGUAAGUAUUUGAAUAAUUGAGCGUAUGCAUAUGUAAAUGUUAAAUGCUUCUCAAGUUCUUGAAGCCGUUGAAUCAAACGAGGCGCAGUGGUUUAUUGCUGAAAAUUUCAAUUUCAAUUGAAACGAAAUGAUAUGAAAACGGUCUAUGAAUGCUACAAAAAUACAUACUUUAUCUACAGACGUACAUACUUAUUUACAAAUCCAAGUGGCUAACAUGGCUAACGUGGCUAACUAGAGUAACGAGAAAAAUCAGAUGAAAACUAAAUGGAUAUUAAUGUGUUUAAAGUCGCGAGUGCCGCCUUCUGAUUCACUUGUAAAAAAGCGAUACGAUGAUAAUUAAACGGAGCUUAGAUUCGGCGCAGCAGACGACACAUUUUAAUGUAUACAAUGUAUAUGAUCUUUCUGCGCAUAAGAAACAAUUUUCCAUAGUUAAUUCGAAGCUACACAUACAUAUAUAUAUAUAUAUAUAUACUCCCCCUCAAAGUCAAAAGCAGUAAUCAAGAUCGCGAUGAAUAUAGACCAUAAUUUGUAUUAUAAAGUUAGGCAGGCCAGCAGUGGGAACACUUUUCACAAUCCAUCUGCGAUCAACUAUGUAUUUUCUCCUGGAAAAGCCCUUGUUAUCCCAGCAAAUUUGUGACCUCGAAAACCCCAGGAUGAGCUGGCAAAGGGCAAGCUGGUGGUGCCUGGCACUUGGAAUAAUAUUCUUGGUGCCUCGAUCUAGAAUGGGGACAAUACUAUCUGAAGUUGCGAUGGUGAUGGCGAUCAUGCUUGCCCCUUGCCAACUCAAGAGCCCAAGAUUUAUUCAGCUAGUAGUACAAAGUGUUGGGCCUAUGUAACCAUGGCUCCGAUUCACCAACUAGAAUAAAAGUCCCUCGGAUAAUUAUAUGCACAAGUUGCUGCGCAAGUAGUUGCCAUUUGAAAUCUCAGUUCGAAGUUAAUUAGCCGUUUCAUUUCACGCGUACAUGCCAGAACUCACGAGCCCCAAAAUUGAUGUGCAGUGAAAAUGAAACACAGUUGGAAAACGCAAAUAUUUAGGAGAAGAAGUGAUUGUGUAUGUAGAUUAUUAGAGAACCCAUAGCCAACUUUGCCAGAUUAAGUAUUAUGUAUUAUGUAUUUGCCCAUGCGAAACUGACUUGCGCGAUCAACUUGUGCGUUUCAGAUUAUAUACCCACGUGUCCUAGCAAUGACUACCUAGUAAUUUUCUCUAUUCGACUAGAAAUGUAUUGAGCUGCCCGCCCAAACAAUCGCAGUGGUUAGUAUAACACUAACCACUUCUUACUCGUAGAGCCAACAUCCAUCGAUGGGAGGGAGGCGAGAUGGGCCGCAUCUCUAAGAUCAAAUUGCAUUCGAUCGAUUCGAACUUAACUUAAUGUGAAUCUAACAAAUAGAAGAGACGAGUAUAUGAAACAGAUAAACAAAGAAAUUAGAGAAUCAAAUUAAGAUGAAAUCCUGGUUGUUCGCGACUAAUACCUUUAUAUGAAUCGAAAGAUGAUAACUUAUCGAAGAACUAUUACAAUCUAAGUACAUAUAUUUCUAUUUUCAUUGUGCAUAUGAAUUAGCUACUUUACUGUCGAAAACCGAUUUGCUGGUAAACAAUCUUUAUAUGGGAUAUCCGAAUAUCGGAAUAUCCGAAUAUCCGAUUAUCUGAAUAUCUGAAUUCUCUUUGUGCUUUCUAUGCUAAACACACAUUUUUGAACUACUUCAAUUAACGAGACGAAAACCCAAAGCUGUAACACUUGAAUUCCGAGAUCCGUACAUAAGUCCCCAAAACGAUAUCCCCAAUGUAAAGAGCGUACCGAAAAUCAAAGCCAGUGUUGCAUAGAUAUUACGAAAUAGUACGAUGGUACGGUACGGUACGGGUACGGGGAGUACAUACUUCAGUAUAGAGCAUAUUGAACUUAUAGAGCAAAUAGAAAAAUAGGAACGAUGUGCCGAUGUGUAGGGCGUGCGUACAAAAUGUGUACAUGAAACCACCGUUAACUUUGCUUCAUGCGAGCCGAGCAAUUAAAGAGUUAAAGAAUAAAAUACAAAAUGAAAAAU